Messenger RNA from Carlito syrichta (Philippine tarsier), 767 nucleotides. RefSeq names its product ribosomal protein L26 like 1 (gene RPL26L1). Gene Ontology annotation, biological process: cytoplasmic translation; ribosomal large subunit biogenesis. Gene Ontology annotation, molecular function: structural constituent of ribosome; RNA binding. The record is from RefSeq and is a predicted model, not a curated record. NCBI's taxonomy places the organism in Eukaryota, Metazoa, Chordata, Mammalia, Primates, Tarsiidae. The transcript has 4 exons. Gene Ontology annotation, cellular component: cytosolic large ribosomal subunit; ribosome. The coding region runs from base 142 to 579 and encodes 145 amino acids.
UUCUCGGACUCUGAAGCACAACUACCUCGUGGGAUCCUUCCAUGUGUCGCGGGUCCAUGCGCCACCCCAGAACUCCCUCUGCGUGACUCUCUCAGCCACUAAUUCUUCUUUAACCCGGACACUCCCUCCUCGACGGUCACUAUGAAGUUCAAUCCCUUCGUGACCUCUGACCGCAGCAAAAACCGCAAACGUCACUUCAAUGCCCCCUCGCACGUGCGCAGGAAGAUCAUGUCGUCCCCGCUCUCCAAGGAGCUGCGGCAGAAGUACAAUGUCCGCUCCAUGUCCAUCCGCAAGGACGACGAGGUCCAGGUGGUUCGAGGGCACUACAAAGGUCAGCAGAUUGGCAAGGUGGUCCAGGUGUACAGAAAGAAAUACGUCAUCUACAUCGAACGGGUGCAGCGAGAGAAGGCUAACGGCACUACCGUCCAUGUGGGCAUCCACCCGAGCAAGGUAGUUAUCACCAGGCUAAAACUGGACAAAGAUCGGAAGAAAAUUCUUGAGCGCAAAGCCAAAUCUCGACAAGUAGGAAAAGAGAAAGGCAAAUACAAGGAAGAACUUAUUGAGAAGAUGCAGGAAUGAAUAUAGCCUGUUGUGUACUAUGAUUUAGCUGUAGGCUUUUAACCUAGUGUAUAUUUCUUUGGAACUCUUCAAAAAAAAAGUCUCUAGAACAUUUCCCUCCUGUUUUGUUAUUCAUCUGUGGCUCUGUAAGUCUACUUUGCAAUUUUAAUAAUUUUAUGAAUAAAAAUUGGAAUUUUUUCCUAAUUCCA